This is a messenger RNA of Haliotis rufescens (red abalone), 2446 nucleotides long. Its product is annotated as cytochrome P450 3A6-like. The record is from RefSeq and is a predicted model, not a curated record. Lineage: Eukaryota; Metazoa; Mollusca; Gastropoda; Lepetellida; Haliotidae. The coding region runs from base 103 to 1668 and encodes 521 amino acids. The transcript is spliced from 15 exons. Gene Ontology annotation, molecular function: heme binding; steroid hydroxylase activity; iron ion binding.
AAGUUUACCGUCAUAUAGAUUUCUGGCCACCCUAAGGGACGCAACUCUUCAUAGCGAAUUGCGAAUCGCCUUUGAUAUUUGGACCACUCAAAGCACCUGGCAAUGGCACGAGACACAGUCCAGAUGACCAUGUUGGAGCUAAUGAGUAUCCUGCCGUCUGUGGCGUUGGUGGUGGUGACGGUGUCGUUGCUGUUCAUAUACGGCAUGUCUGGUUACACUGUGUUCAAGAAAAGGCAGAUUCCUGGUCCCACACCGAUACCAUUUUUUGGUAACCUUCUGCCCAUGGCCAAAAGGGGGUUUGUUUAUCCUUUGUUGGAGUGGAAAAAAAAGUUCGGACCUGUCUACGGUGUCUAUUUCGGCCACAAGCCUGUUCUAGUCGUGACGGACCUGGAAAUGCUGAAACAGAUUGAAGUAAAAGAGUUCAACAAGUUCCAGAAUCGAUGGGACAUCGACUUGUACCCUAGCCCCAUAAACAAGGGCAUCUUCUUUGAGAAGGGGGCAAACUGGAAGAGGAUCCGGAGCAUCAUCAGUCCAACGUUCAGCGCCGGCAAACUGAAACAGAUGUGCCAGCAAAUUAAUGUAUGCGCAGAGAAGCUGUCUCAGAGAUUGAAAGGACUCUCCGUUGGCGGACAGCAAGUUGAGAUCAAAGGCUACCUAUCUGCUUUUACGAUGGAUGUUAUUCUGAUGACAGCCUUCGGGAAGAAUGUAGAUUCUCAGCGGAAUCCAAACGAGCCCUUCGUCAAAAACGCCUACAACAUAUUCAAGGAUAGCGUAUAUACCAUGCCAUUCGUUUUCCUUGCCACUCUGUUUCCUAGCAUGGAGAAGCUAGGCAAGAAGCUUGAUAUGUGUGCAUGGCCCAAGGAUGCCGUCAACUUCAUCAUCACAGCCGUCAGGGAGAUAGUGGAGGAGCGACGUCAUGAACAGGAAGCAAAGAACCACGACUUUCUGCAGUUGAUGCUGGACGCUGAGAUGCCUGACGACGUGGACGGUGACCACGUUGAUGCCAACGCCAACGUCGACAAAAACAAGAAACGUCUAACAGAGGAUGAGAUUAUCGGACAAGCGUUCCUGUUCCUCAUAGCGGGGUACGAGACGACGGCGUCGGCAUUACAGUACAUGUCGUACGCCCUGGCUACGAACCCAACCGUGCAGGACAGGGUCUACGAGGAGAUUGACAGAGUUCUAGGAGACGAGGAGCCCAACUAUGAGAACAUCAUUAAUAUGCGCUACAUGGAACAGGUGUUCAACGAGUCCCUGAGGAUGUUCCCAAUCGUCCCCAUAAUGACCCGUGAAGCGAUGGAGACAGUGACUAUAAAGGGGUACCAGAUAGACAAAGGAACAGCCGUGGCUGUUUCAGUCUACGCCCUGCAUCACGACCCCGCGAACUUUCCCAACCCGGAAGUAUUCGACCCUGAAAGGUUUUCGCCUGAAAACAAGAGGAAAAUAAACCCUAUCGCCUUUCAUCCGUUUGGCUACGGGCCACGGAUAUGUAUCGGCAUGAGAUUAGCGCUGAUGGAGGCCAAAUGUGCCAUGGUCCAUAUGCUGAGGAGGGUCAAGCUUGUCCGGUCCGAGGACACAGAGGUUCCGCUCACUUUCGACAACAACAGGAUUAUGCAGCCUUUAAACCCAAUCCGUCUGAGAAUUGAGCCCAGGAACAAAACAUGCUGACUUUCAACGAUUCCGCUGUUGACGCCCGCUUAUGUGUAAUUCAGCUCUAUAUUGUCAUGUGACAACCAAAUGAACAAUAUGCAUAUCACUGUCUCAAGACAAGCCAUAUGAAGAUUAUGUUUAAAGGUAGACCUAUUUGAUAUCACGGCGUGUGGAGGAUAGCCCGACGUGAUGAGGAUCGCAGAGUAUGGUGCUGAUACAGGUGGAAGGAUGACCAGGGCGACCCGAGAUUUGAACCCUUGUUAUAUCAGGCUAGGGAGACGAUACAAAGAAACUGUGCUUACGAUCCAGCGGAAAAUACAAUAAAACUGCGUUAAGUCGAAGUCCUGGGACAAUCGAGUAGCCCGUAGUUCUCGUGGCGGAGUCAACCUCUUUGAACAUGCAAAGACAAGGACUAUCAAGUUGAAUUUUUUAAACGAAAAAUCGAAAUACUGGAUUUCGCGAGGUGAAAUAGGGUUUAACGUCGCGUCCAAGAUUAUUGUACUUAUAAAGCAAAGUUCGUCUUAAGAGUUCGACUUGGCUUAAUAUAUAUAUAUAUAUAUGUAUCCUUUUAUAUACAUUGGGAUGUAAAACUCCCUGUGAACGAAUUCAUUUACUCUUCUGUGAUGUUAUUUAACAUUCAAUAUGUUUUGUAUAUGUAUAUGUGUAUAUAGUGACCAUAUACCGUAGGUUGGCAUAGAAGCAAUGUGUAUGGCUGACGUACGGUUCAUAUCAUGUAUCGAUCUUUAUUGUUUUACAAUAUAUGUACAGUGUUAAGAAUAAAUGGGAGAAAUAAUAA